AUGGCAAGUUUUGAAAGAACUGGAAAAAUGGAAGAAAUUUUUCAGAAAAAUAGAAAUAUGGAAGAACAACCACCAUCCAAUGUAAGAAGGAAAGUUGUUGGACCAAUUGAGAUAUUCUGCUUUGCUGAUAGACUGGACAUCAUACUCAUGGUCCUAGGAUUGCUGGCAUCACUAGUAAAUGGAGCCUGUCUUCCAAUAAUGUCACUGAUCUUAGGAGAAGUGAGUGAUAAACUUAUUAGUGGAUGCUUAGCCAAAAGCAGCACAACAAAUUAUCAGAACUGUACUCAAUCUCAGGAGAAGCUGGAUAAAGAGAUGAUUGUAUUAACCCUGUAUUAUGUUGGAGUAGGAGUUGCUGCCUUGGUGUUUGGCUACAUACAGAUUUCUUUUUGGGUUAUGGCUGCAGCACGACAAACCAGAAGAAUUCGAAAACAACUUUUUCAUUCAAUCUUGGCACAAGACAUCAGCUGGUUUGACAGCUGUGAGAUUGGUGAAUUUAACACUCGCAUGACAGAUGAUAUCAACAAAAUUAAUGAUGGUAUUGGAGACAAGAUUGCUCUGUUGUUUCAAAACAUAUCUACUUUUUUAAUUGGCCUGACAAUUGGUUUGGUAAAGGGCUGGAAACUCACGCUGGUAACCUUGUCCACAUCUCCUCUUAUAAUUGCUUCUGUGGCCAUGUUUUCUAAGAUAGUCAUCUCAUUGACUAGUAAAGAACUUAAUGCUUAUUCCAAAGCGGGUGCUGUAGCUGAAGAGGUUUUGUCAUCAGUCCGUACAGUCAUAGCCUUUGGGGCCCAGGAGAAAGAAAUUCAAAGGUAUACAAAGAAUCUGAAAGAUGCAAAGGAUGUUGGCAUCAAAAAGGCUAUAGUUUCAAAACUCUCUCUUGGUGCUGUGUACUUCUUCAUGAAUGGAACCUAUGGACUUGCUUUUUGGUACGGAACCUCCUUGAUUCUUAGAGGAGAACCUGGUUAUACCAUUGGAACUGUUCUUGCUGUUUUCUUUAAUGUAAUCCAUAGUAGUUAUUGCAUAGGUGCAGCAGCAUCUAACUUUGAAAACUUCACUAUAGCCCGAGGAGCUGCCUUUAAUAUUUUCCAGGUUAUUGAUAAGAAACCCAAUAUAGGUAACUUUUCAACAACAGGAUAUAAACCUGAAUGCAUAGAAGGAAAUGUGGAAUUUAAAAAUGUUUCUUUCAGUUAUCCAUCAAGGCCAUCUGUCAAGAUUCUGAAAGGUAUGAACCUCAAAAUUAAGUCUGGAGAGACAGUGGCCUUGGUUGGUCCCAAUGGCAGUGGGAAGAGUACAGCAGUCCAACUCCUGCAGAGAUUAUAUGACCCUGAAGAUGGCUAUAUCAUGGUGGAUGGUAAUGACAUAAGAACUUUAAAUGUACAGCAUUAUCGAGAAUGUAUUGGAGUCGUCAGCCAAGAACCUGUUUUGUUUGGGACCAGCAUUAGUAACAACAUUAAAUAUGGACGAGAAGGUGUGACUGAUGAAGAGGUUGAAAAAGCAGCAAAGGAAGCCUAUGCUUAUGAUUUUAUAAUGGAGUUUCCCAAUAAAUUUAAUACCCUGGUAGGGGAUAAAGGAACUCAAAUGAGUGGGGGACAGAAACAGAGAAUUGCAAUUGCUAGAGCUUUAGUUCGAAACCCCAAGAUUCUGAUCUUAGAUGAAGCUACAUCUGCUCUGGAUACAGAAAGUGAAUCAGUUGUUCAAGCUGCACUGGAGAAGGCAAGUAAAGGUCGUACUACAAUUAUAGUAGCACACCGGCUCUCCACUGUUCGAAAUGCGGAUCUGAUUGUGACCAUAAAAGAUGGGAUAGUGGUGGAAAAUGGAACACACGCUGAACUAAUGGCAAGCCAAGGUCUAUAUUAUUCACUGGCAAUGUCACAGGAUAUUAAAAAAGCUGAAGAACAGAUGGAAUCAGUGACACAUUCUAUUGAAAAAACUGCCAGCUCAGUUCCCCUGUGUUCAAGGAAUAGCAUCACGUCAGGCUUUACUAACAAAUCUGAGGAAUCCACCCAAAAUAAAAAGGCACAUGUUCCUGAAGUGUCUCUAUUAACAAUUUUUAAAUUAAACAAGUCUGAGUGGCCUUCUAUGGUUCUAGGGACAUUAGCUUCUGUUUUAAAUGGAACUGUUCAUCCGGUAUUUUCCAUCAUCUUUGCAAAAAUUGUCACUAUGUUUGAAAAUGAUGAUAAAACCACAUUGAAGCAUGAUGCAGAAGUUUAUUCUAUGAUAUUUGUCAUUUUGGGUGUUAUAUGCUUUAUCAGUUAUUUCAUUCAGGGAUUGUUUUAUGGAAGAGCAGGGGAAACUUUAACUAUGAGAUUAAGACACUUGGCAUUUAAAGCCAUGUUAUAUCAGGAUAUUUCCUGGUUUGAUGAUAAAGAAAACAGCACAGGAGCUUUAACAACAGCAUUAGCCAUAGAUAUCGCACAAAUUCAAGGAGCAACUGGCUCAAGGGUUGGUGUCUUCACACAAAACGCAACUAACAUGGGACUAUCAGCUCUAAUUUCCUUCAUGUAUGGAUGGGAAAUGACACUCCUGAUUCUGAGUAUCGCUCCAGUAUUUGUUCUGACAGGAAUGAUUGAAACAGCAGCAAUAACCGGAUUUGCCAACAAAGAUAAGCAAGAACUUAAGCGUGCUGGAAAGAUAGCAACAGAAGCUGUGGAGAAUAUACGUACUAUCAUGUCAUUAACAAGAGAAAAAGUCUUUGAGCAAAUGUAUGAAGAGAUGCUUCAGACUCAGCACAGAAAUGCCUUGAAGAAAGCACAGAUCAUUGGAAGCUGUUAUGCAUUCAGUCAUGCCGUUAUAUAUUUUGCCUAUGCGGCAGGACUUCAAUUUGGAGUCUAUUUAAUUCGAGCUGGAAGAAUGACCCCAGAAGGCAUAUUUAUUGUUUUUACUGCAAUCGCAUAUGGAGCUAUGGCCAUGGGAGAAACACUUGUUUUGGCACCUGAAUAUUCCAAAGCCAAGUCCGGUGCUGCACAUUUGUUUGCUUUGUUAGAAAAGAAGCCAACUACCAACAACUAUAAUCAAGAAAUAAAAAAAAUAAACACAUGUGAAGGGAAUAUAGAGUUUCGAGAUGUCUCUUUCUUCUAUCCAUGCCGCCCAGAUGUGCUGGUCCUCCACGGCUUAUCUCUCUGUAUCGAGAAAGGAAAGACAGUAGCAUUUGUUGGCAGCAGUGGCUGUGGGAAAAGCACUUCUGUCCAACUUCUGCAGAGAUUUUAUGAUCCCGUGAAAGGACAAGUGCUGUUUGAUGGUGUGGAUGCAAAGGAAUUGAACAUACAGUGGCUUCGUUCUCAAAUAGCAAUUGUUUCUCAAGAGCCUGUGCUCUUCAACUGUAGCAUUGCUGAGAACAUUGCCUAUGGUGAUAACAGCCGUAUUGUGCCAUUAGAUGAGAUAAAAGAAGCAGCAAAUGCAGCAAAUAUUCAUUCUUUUAUUGAGAGUCUCCCGGAGAAAUACAACACCCAAGUUGGACUGAAAGGAACACAGCUUUCUGGCGGCCAGAAACAAAGACUAGCUAUCGCAAGGGCUCUUCUCCGAAAACCAAAAAUCUUAUUGCUGGAUGAGGCCACAUCAGCCCUUGAUAAUGAAAGCGAAAAGGUGGUUCAGCAUGCCCUUGAUAAAGCCAGUAAGGGAAGAACAUGCUUAAUGAUUACCCACAGACUCUCCACCAUACAGAAUGCAGAUCUGAUAGUGGUUCUGCAUAAUGGAAAAAUAAAGGAGCAAGGAACUCAUCAAGAGCUUCUGAGAAACCGAGACAUGUAUUUUAAAUUAGUGAAUGCACAGUCAGUGCAGUGA
This is a messenger RNA of Sorex araneus (European shrew), 3780 nucleotides long. It is a transcript of the gene ABCB5, whose product is annotated as ATP binding cassette subfamily B member 5. The record is from RefSeq and is a predicted model, not a curated record. The coding region runs from base 1 to 3780 and encodes 1259 amino acids. Gene Ontology annotation, molecular function: ABC-type transporter activity; ATP hydrolysis activity; ATP binding. Gene Ontology annotation, biological process: transmembrane transport. The transcript is spliced from 27 exons. NCBI's taxonomy places the organism in Eukaryota, Metazoa, Chordata, Mammalia, Eulipotyphla, Soricidae. Gene Ontology annotation, cellular component: membrane.